This is a messenger RNA of Columba livia (rock pigeon), 2790 nucleotides long. RefSeq names its product optineurin (gene OPTN). Bases 294 to 1964 code for a protein of 556 amino acids. Gene Ontology annotation, biological process: protein localization to Golgi apparatus; regulation of canonical NF-kappaB signal transduction; Golgi ribbon formation. Lineage: Eukaryota; Metazoa; Chordata; Aves; Columbiformes; Columbidae. The record is from RefSeq and is a predicted model, not a curated record. The transcript has 14 exons. Gene Ontology annotation, molecular function: K63-linked polyubiquitin modification-dependent protein binding. Gene Ontology annotation, cellular component: nucleus; Golgi apparatus; cytoplasm.
GGAGGCCGCCCCCGGGAAGGGGGUGGUGAUGGCGUGGGACGGGGCGGCCGUGACUGGGCAGAGGCGGGUGUCUCAGCCGGUACCGCGCCAGGGUGCCGGUUCUGUGGUGGAGAAGAAAAAAAAAGGGACAAGAAAGCGAAAAUGAAAGUUAAAAGUGCGCGGAAAUGUGAUCUCGGCGUGAAACGCAGCGUCAGGGGGGCGAGCGGGGCCUGUCCGGGCCGGGCGGUGUCCAAGGGCGAGAGCUGCCGAGCACUGUCAGGCAGCGGACGCCCAGGGCUGUAGACACCUCAGAGAUGUCCUACAAGUUGAAGAGCCGUCCUGCUGAAAAUGGAGAGCGUCCCAGGAGCAGAAUGGAAAACAGAACAGACAGCAUGGCUGCCCCCACCCUUAGUACCUACACCCCAGAAGAGAUGGUACAACAGAUGAAAGAACUGAUCACUGAGAACAAUGAGCUAAAAGAAGCCAUGAAGGUGCAUAACCAAGCUAUGAAGGAUCGAUAUAAGGAACUUGCCGUCUGGCGAGAGAAGCAGAAAGAAGAAAGAGAAUUUUAUGAAUCAAAGUUUAAGGAAGCUAAGCAGUGCUUGUUAGCCAAGUGCAUUGAAAAUGAACAGCUACAGCAACAACUUCAGAGGUUAAAGGAAAAAGAAGAAGGAUCUGAAAUGGAGGGCUGCAUGGCUCCCAAGAAGGAAGCGAGGCAGCUGAAAUCCCAGGUGCAGCGGCUCCAGACUGAGAAGGCAGAUCUACUAGCCAUCAUUUCAGAACUGCAGCUCAAGCUGAACAUGUCAGCAGAGGAUUCCUUUGUGGAAAUUGGGAUGAAUGAAGGAGGUAUAAACGGAACUCCAAAGGAAAAUCAAGAGAAUAGUGGUGAAAUGACGAGUAACACUGCUGUCUACAUGAACAAACCUGCAGAUGAACCAAAGAAUUUGGAGUCCAAGGAGCUAACUGUGAGCCAGCUGCUCUGCAGCCUUAGAAAUGAAACUCAGAAGAGGGAAAAACUUGAGAAGGAGCUGCAGGAUCACAAAGAAAGACUGUCAAAGCUGGAGAAAGAAGUGAGCAAGUGCCUGGAGAGUGGGACACAAACUGAACAGAAAGAGGAGGAGAGUUCAGAGUCUGUUGGCAGUGAAGUAGAAGCCCUGAAUUUGCAAGUUUGUGCUCUGUUUAAAGAGCUUCAGGAAGCCCAUGAGAAGUUAAAAGAAGCAGAAUUUAUUCAGAAGAAACUUCAAGAAAAGUCCCAAGUAAUGGAAAAGAAAAGCUUGGCUGCUGCAUCAGAGUUGGAAGAGAAGCAGCAGCUAAUACACAGCAUCAAGAAGCUGGAGCUUCAGGUGCAGAGCGUGCAGGCAGAGGUCAAGCUGGAACAAACCAAGACACAGGAAGAAAAGGCAAGAUAUAGUAUCUUGCAGGAUGCAUAUGACAAACUCCUUCCUCGGCUCACUGAGGCAAUGAAAACAAUCAAUGAAAUGAAACUCAAAGAGCUGGACAAAGUGGAUAAAGCUGUAAUGGAACAACUGAAUGCAAAGGUGGAGUUGGCAGAACAAGCCCUUGCUGCAAAGCAACUCCAGAUAGAUGAAAUGAAGCAGCUCAUUGUUAAACAAGAGGAAGACCUUGAGACCAUGGCUGUGCUCCGUGCUCAGAUGGAGGUUUAUUGUUCUGACUUCCAUGCUGAGAGGGCAGCAAGAGAGAAGAUCCAUGAGGAGAAGGAGCAGUUGGCUGUCCAGCUGGCAUACCUGCUAAAAGAACAGCAAAACCUUGAAGAUAUUGGCCGAAAUGCUUUGGCAGAGAUGCAGAAUCGCCACGGAGCCAGGGCACCGGAUCGGGAACACUCACCUCGCCUUGUCCAAAGAGGAACUGGUAGGCAAGACUGGCCAGAGCAGCAGAAUAUCUCAAUGUACUCAUGUCCCAAAUGUGAAGAAAUUCUACCCGAUUUGGACUCGCUGCAGAUUCACGUUAUGGACUGCAUUAACUGAGUGAUGCCCUCCAAUUCUUCAUCUUCUGGAAUUUCACCUACUAAACACAUUCGGUUUCUUCCUGCCCAAAAAAUGCUCGCUCUUACAUCCAGUGAAGGAGGUUUUCAGGCUUUUUCUCAUUAAUUCAAUGGCAAAAGGGUAAAACUAUCCUGUCUUGUACUCGCUAAUCUUGUUUUAAUCUGCUUUAGAAAAAUAAUUUUUAUAAGUUAACAAGAUGGACGCAUUAAAGAACUCCCGGUGUGUCUGCUGCUAUGAGAUCUUUUAAGGAACAUUUCCCGAUGUGUUAUGGCUGGACUGUAGAACAGGGCUGAAUCACUGAAAUCAGAAGGGAUAUAUGGGAUAUAUACUGAUAAUUAAAGUACUGUGAGCCUGUAUAUACUUCGUCCACCAUAUAUGAUACAUCACAAAAUUAAUAGAUUAAAAAAGCUGUUUGAGAAGCUUUCAGCAAAAUGGAGUAGUGCUGUAUUCAUCGAGCAUUUGAAUGAACCUGCUCUUUCUCCAGAUGGCAGUUCUAUUGCUGCCCUUGUGACCAUGCUAAUCUGAUGUUGAAGUUUUGAUGGCUUAUGUAACUUCUUGCUUUAGCCAGAUGUGGAUGAAGUUUAAAACAGAUCAUUUAGGUCUGCUAGAUGUAGCUCCUGGUGUACCCAAGUCACUUGGUUUUAUAGAAUUUGUUCAUUUUUAAGGUGCUGUCGUGAUUAUUCUUUAUUAUAAUAAUUUGAACCUGUACAGUAUUGUGCUAGAAAGCGCUGAGAUGGAUGUAACCUAAUUUAAAGAGGAGUAUAUAAUGGAUUUUCACAUCUCAAAAUAAAUCUAUUACAAAUACAAA